This is a messenger RNA of Plasmopara halstedii, 912 nucleotides long. RefSeq lists its product as uncharacterized. Bases 667 to 855 code for a protein of 62 amino acids. The record is from RefSeq and is a predicted model, not a curated record. NCBI's taxonomy places the organism in Eukaryota, Oomycota, Peronosporomycetes, Peronosporales, Peronosporaceae. The transcript has a single exon.
UGACCUCGUCAGGUCAGGUUUUUGGAUAUGGAUCAAUGAGGACUAACACUGGUUUAGGUCUAUUAAUUUGUCAAUCAAGAUUAUUUUCAAUGGAAUAAACUCUGGGAAGAGCCACAUAAAGAUUAGCCCCAAGGCAGUCACAGCGUGCAGGGAGAGGCACAUUCGAUGCCAACGCAAGAAAUCUUGACAGUUGAAGACGCGGGAAGGUACAUCCCAAAGAAUUUUACUUCUGCUAGAGGGAAAUAGCUUCGAAUUGGUGCUUGAGUGUGAAUUUGAGGCGUUAAGUGUAGCUGAGUAGUUCAACAUGAAAAGUAGUUAUAUUUCGGAUGAAUUGCCACCUUUAGAUGAUCGUUUGUUCAUAUCCGCAUGAGUCGAGCGGAAUCAAUAGUGCUCCUCCUGCAUGACAAAAGCUAUCAGAGCCUGGAUCACAUCUCGAUAUUUUAUUCUAGUAUGUUUUGCGCGGCAUUUAAAACACAGCGUGUGAUUAAUCUCUUUAUUUAACCAAUCCGAACACUGUGACCAAUUUGGCACUUGGAAGUGUGAAAUUAAAAAACAUAAGGUAGGUCUGCGAGGUUUCUUUCGCGGCAGAAGCUCUCGUCGGGACGCUUACUAGGUAUCUGACAUACCACUAAGCUUCGUACGCAACAGAUAAUCUCAAAAAUUAGUAUGGAGGAUACUACGAGCAGCGGCAAUGAUGCCAAGUUAGUCUUUACCGACUCAGACGCUAACGCGGCGCCCAGCACAGACGCCUCGCAGGCUGAUCUCCAGGCGCAGCUUGCGAUUUUUCAGCAGCAACAGCAACAAUACAUCCAACAGCUUGUACGUGUCUUGCUUAUCUAUUUAGAGUGGCGUUGACGUAGUGCUUUUCUACUUUAACAUCACUUUCGAUUACUCUAUUGAGGUCCUGUAGAU